Dipodomys ordii (Ord's kangaroo rat) is the source of this 1662-nucleotide messenger RNA. It is a transcript of the gene Atp6v1b1, whose product is annotated as ATPase, H+ transporting, lysosomal 56/58kDa, V1 subunit B1. Gene Ontology annotation, biological process: ATP metabolic process; proton transmembrane transport. Gene Ontology annotation, cellular component: proton-transporting V-type ATPase, V1 domain. Gene Ontology annotation, molecular function: ATP binding; proton-transporting ATPase activity, rotational mechanism. The coding region runs from base 24 to 1565 and encodes 513 amino acids. The transcript is spliced from 14 exons. NCBI's taxonomy places the organism in Eukaryota, Metazoa, Chordata, Mammalia, Rodentia, Heteromyidae. The record is from RefSeq and is a predicted model, not a curated record.
UGAGUCUCAGACUACUGCUUGCCAUGGCCACGAAGGUAGACAGCAGGCCAGGGGGCCUCCCUGGCAGUAGCUGUGACGUAGGCAUGGCUCGAGAGCAUACGCAAGCCGUCACUCGCAACUACAUCACCCACCCCCGCAUCACCUACAGGACCGUGUGCAGUGUCAAUGGGCCUCUGGUGGUGCUGGACCAGGUCAAGUUUGCACAGUAUGCAGAGAUUGUGAACUUCACCCUCCCGGAUGGGACUCAGAGGAGUGGCCAAGUGCUUGAGGUGGCUGGGACCAAAGCCAUUGUUCAGGUGUUUGAAGGGACCUCUGGAAUUGAUGCCCAGAAGACAACUUGUGAAUUCACAGGGGACAUCUUACGGACUCCAGUGUCAGAGGACAUGCUGGGUCGAGUUUUCAAUGGCUCUGGCAAACCCAUUGACAAAGGGCCAGUGGUCAUGGCGGAGGAAUUUCUGGACAUCAAUGGCCAGCCCAUCAAUCCCCAUGACCGCAUCUACCCAGAGGAGAUGAUUCAGACAGGCCUCUCUCCCAUUGAUGUCAUGAACAGCAUUGCACGUGGUCAGAAGAUCCCCAUCUUCUCUGCAGCAGGGCUCCCUCACAAUGAGAUUGCUGCCCAGAUCUGCCGCCAGGCUGGGCUGGUGAAGAAAUCCAAGGCAGUGCUUGAUUAUCAUGAGGACAACUUCGCCAUUGUCUUUGCAGCUAUGGGGGUGAACAUGGAGACAGCCAGGUUCUUCAAGUCAGACUUUGAGCAGAAUGGAACCAUGGGAAACGUCUGUCUCUUUCUGAACUUGGCCAAUGACCCCACGAUUGAGCGGAUCAUCACCCCACGCCUGGCACUAACCACUGCCGAAUUCCUUGCCUACCAGUGUGAGAAGCACGUGCUGGUCAUCUUGACGGACAUGAGUUCCUACGCAGAAGCCUUGCGGGAGGUCUCAGCUGCCAGAGAGGAGGUGCCCGGCCGCAGAGGCUUCCCAGGAUACAUGUACACAGACCUGGCGACCAUCUAUGAGAGAGCAGGCCGCGUGGAGGGCCGAGGAGGAUCCAUCACACAGAUACCCAUCCUCACCAUGCCCAAUGAUGAUAUCACCCACCCCAUCCCAGACUUGACAGGCUUCAUCACAGAAGGACAGAUCUACGUGGACAGACAGUUAUAUAACCGGCAGAUCUACCCGCCCAUCAACGUGCUCCCGUCCCUGUCAAGGCUGAUGAAAUCCGCCAUUGGGGAGGGCAUGACGAGGAAGGACCACGGCGACGUCUCUAACCAGUUGUACGCCUGCUACGCCAUCGGGAAGGACGUGCAGGCCAUGAAGGCCGUGGUUGGGGAGGAAGCGCUCACCUCCGAAGACCUGCUCUACCUGGAAUUCCUGCAGAAGUUCGAGAGGAACUUCAUCAACCAGGGUUCCUACGAGAACCGCUCGGUGUUCGAAUCUCUGGACCUGGGCUGGAAGCUGCUGCGCAUCUUCCCCAAGGAGAUGCUGAAGCGCAUCCCGCAGAGCGUGAUCGAAGAGUUCUACUCCCGCGAGGGGCCUGCGCAGGACCCCGCGGCCGACACGGCGCUCUAGCCGGCGCGGUGCUCCUCCGCGAGGUCCGGGACCGAGCUCUCCCAGCCCUCCGGGACCUGCCGCCCGGAUCCUCCAUCUCCCCAUCUCCCGCUCGCAC